Molecule: messenger RNA, 375 nt
Organism: Talaromyces proteolyticus
Lineage: Eukaryota; Fungi; Ascomycota; Eurotiomycetes; Eurotiales; Trichocomaceae
Exons: 1
Coding region: 1-375 (124 amino acids)
Source: RefSeq, a predicted model, not a curated record
AUGAAUAUUCUCCCUACCUUCCUGUGGGGUUGUCUCCUGUGGCUGGGUGUGGUGGCAGCGCAGUCAUGGUACUCACUAUUUCGCAACAACCUGAUAGCCCGCAAGACUGGCCUUCGCUUUCACAUUAUCCCUAUCAGCCAUCUCAACCACUUUUGGAUGCUUGUUGACAAACACGUUCUGCGCUAUGUCAAGCUGAUUUUUGGCGAUAGUGCCUUUACGCGGUACAAUUGGAUGGGCUGGGAACUGCACGGCCGAUAUUACUCUCAUCAUGAGCUCGGCGAUGCCUUCAUGUUGGUGACUCCUGGCCGGAACUGGUUGUAUAUCGGCCAUCCGGAUAUCGUGAUGGAUCUAGUUUGGUCAAAAAGGAAAAUGUAA